Molecule: messenger RNA, 8477 nt
Organism: Pantherophis guttatus
Lineage: Eukaryota; Metazoa; Chordata; Lepidosauria; Squamata; Colubridae
Gene: THRB
Product: thyroid hormone receptor beta
Biological process (GO): positive regulation of transcription by RNA polymerase II; cell differentiation; thyroid hormone receptor signaling pathway
Cellular component (GO): RNA polymerase II transcription regulator complex
Molecular function (GO): RNA polymerase II cis-regulatory region sequence-specific DNA binding; zinc ion binding; nuclear receptor activity
Source: RefSeq, a predicted model, not a curated record
CGCCUCUCUCCCCCUUGCGUACUUGCAUCUCCAGCUUUUCAGCACUGGUUGGGCGGGUGUUGCGUCUUCUUUCUUCUGCGCCUCCGGCUCCCGGUGGGGCGCGAGGGGAAACCAGGUCAUCAACGCCGAGACAGAAAAACCGGCUUGGGAAGUGGGACUGAUUUAGGUGCUGCUGCUGCCCAUCAGGCUGGGAGGUUGAAAAGGAAACGGAGGAGUCUCUCUGGCACCUCACUUCACCCGUUCGGGCACCUUAAUAACAAGCACCGAUUAGGGAAGAAAACAGGCCGGAGCUGCAGCAACGACAACCCUUGAUUCCGGCUGCGGAGUUGUUUUCGAGUGGACAACUUGUGUAGCAUGGUUCCAAAACAGAAAGAAACCCUGGAGGCUUACUUUCAGUUUUUUCUAUAAAUAACAACAACAACACAACAACAACAACAGAAAUGAAAUUCUAACAAAAGAAGAUCUGUGAUCCUUGUAUCUGCACUUAUAUUUGAAACAAAUAUGAUUUCUCUCAUCCUGCUGAUUCUUGUCUCUAGGGCAAAUUCUAAGUAUGCAAGCAGUUCUUUUUCUUCAACUUUUUGAUCCAAGUGACACUGGAGAAGGAGAAGAAUGAGAAUGAUUACUUUCUUUUGACUCCCAGCAGCAUGUCAGGGUACAUACCCAGUUAUUUAGACAAGGAUGAGUUAUGUGUUGUUUGUGGUGACAAGGCGACUGGAUAUCACUAUCGUUGUAUCACUUGUGAAGGUUGCAAGGGUUUUUUCCGAAGAACAAUUCAAAAAAAUCUUCAUCCAACUUACUCCUGUAAAUAUGAAGGAAAAUGUGUGAUAGACAAAGUUACAAGAAACCAGUGCCAGGAAUGUCGCUUCAAGAAAUGCAUCUAUGUUGGCAUGGCAACAGAUUUGGUGUUGGAUGACAGCAAACGAUUAGCGAAAAGAAAACUGAUUGAGGAAAAUCGGGAGAAAAGACGUCGAGAAGAAUUACAAAAAACAAUAGGAGUGAAACCGGAACCAACUGAUGAAGAAUGGGAGCUUAUUAAAAUUGUUACAGAAGCACAUGUGGCCACAAAUGCACAAGGAAGUCACUGGAAACAGAAAAGGAAAUUUUUGCCAGAGGAUAUUGGACAAGCACCAAUAGUAAAUGCCCCAGAAGGUGGGAAAGUAGAUUUAGAAGCUUUCAGCCAGUUUACAAAAAUUAUCACACCAGCAAUCACAAGAGUGGUGGAUUUUGCCAAAAAGUUGCCUAUGUUCUGUGAGCUGCCAUGUGAAGAUCAAAUUAUACUUCUGAAAGGUUGUUGCAUGGAGAUCAUGUCCCUCAGAGCAGCAGUGCGCUACGACCCAGAAAGUGAGACCUUAACACUAAAUGGAGAAAUGGCAGUAACAAGAGGCCAGUUGAAAAAUGGGGGUCUUGGUGUAGUAUCAGAUGCCAUUUUUGACUUGGGUAUGUCACUAUCAUCAUUCAACCUUGAUGACACGGAAGUUGCUCUUCUUCAGGCUGUACUGCUGAUGUCUUCAGAUCGCCCAGGUCUUGUCAGCAUUGAAAGAAUAGAAAAGUGUCAAGAAAGCUUCCUUUUGGCGUUUGAACACUAUAUUAAUUACAGAAAGCACCAUAUUGCACACUUUUGGCCAAAACUGCUAAUGAAAGUAACAGACCUACGAAUGAUUGGAGCCUGCCAUGCUAGCCGCUUCCUGCACAUGAAGGUGGAAUGCCCCACAGAACUCUUUCCUCCUUUGUUCUUGGAAGUGUUUGAGGAUUAAAAAGACUGGAAAGAUUCUCAGAGAUUCUAUAGCACUACUGGGUGUCAUUUCAUUCCAUUGCCUAGUUUUUUCUUCUUACUUUUGGUCCAUUCCCAUUUUGUACCACCUCCUUUGGAGGAUUAUUUUUAAUAGGCAUGAAUGAAUGAAGAUAUCCCUUCAAUGCGGGUACUUGUCACAAUUGCGUUUUUUGUGUGUCCAUUACUCCUUUCGAUGUGAAUCCUUCAAGAGUUUAACCUCAAGAAUUUUAAGUUUAUUCACCAGCACUCAGGUGACCCAUGUUUAUAAUUGUUUGGAAAGAUAUGGGUAUAAAUAUAUAAAUAUAAAUAAAUUGAGAAAGCAAGAAAAUGGAUAGAUAAAUUCUGCCAUAUUUUAUACAGUAUUAACUCACUUUCUGGACAUGAGACUUCUGCUGAGGAAUUCAAAACAAUCUAGCAAGUCUUAAUCUUGCUGAAGAUCAAAUGCAAUCAGUUGCAGUUAUAUACAACUUGAAAUAUAAUUCAGAUAUAUUGAGUUCACUGUAGUGUGCUCCCAGAUUGCAAAUUUAGCUAUGCCUAAUUUCACCUUGCCAUGCUUAAGAAUAGAUAGUUUUAUCCAAGUAAAACUUCCCACCAUAAUCAUAAUUUCAUCAUCAUUUUCAGGUUGUUAUGAGUAUUUUAGAAAUUCAAUUGCAGGUAAUCCUCACUUAAUGGCUGCCCUGUUUAGCAAGUGUUCAAUUAUAGUGCUACUGAAAAAGUAACUUUAUGAUUGAUCCUUGCACUUAUGACAUUGCAGCAUCCCUAAAGUUAUGUAAUUCACAUUUGAGUGCUUUACAAUGAACAUAGCAUUCCACAUGAUUGCUAUUUGUGCAUUUCAAGCCAGCUUCCAUCAAGCAGAGUUAAUGAAAAAGCCAGCAUUAAAAUCACAAGUCGCAGUUGUGUGAUAUCUUGCUUUAAUGACCAUGGGUGAUUUGUUUAGCAGUGUGAGUGACACCUUAAAUCCAACACAGUCGUGUGAUGCUUCUCUUAACCACCCUGCCUAUCUGAAUUGUGGUUGUUUAGUGAGGACUACCUUUGUAAAAAGCUCCAGAAUGCAGUCAGAGUCCUAUUUUUUUCCCAGGUGAACAUAGCUUAUCAUUUCCUCUUAUUCAGUCCAAAAGCAAAAACAAUACAGGAAGAAAUAAGUACAUUUAAAUUUUCCCCAGAGCCAAGGCCCCUGAUCUCUUUUCUUCUAAAUGGUAAUUUGGAUAAAUUAGAGUCAUAGUUAACUAUAUUUCUCCCAUUUGCCCAAAAUUAUUUUGAGUCAGUAGCAAGACAAGUUAUUCUGUGCCCUUGCCAUUUAUGUUUUUAAAUAUUCACAUGAUAAUGACUUUAAGGGAUACCUUUAUUCAGCCAUUUUGUCUUUUAUAGUGAAUGCAAUUCCUAAACCAUAAAAAUAUGUGCAAUGAAUUCUUCCCAAUUUAAUAUGAUACAUAAGAAAGGUUUUCUCUGUCUUUCCCCCUGCCAACUCAACAAAAAUUAAUUCCAGUUGUCUGUAAUAAAUCUUUCCACUUCGUUCUGUAUAUCCUUUUUCUGUAUACCGUCACCCUUCCAGUGACUGUAAUCAGUAACUUGAAUCCCAGGAUUUGUGAAUCUCCUUUUAUACAGCCAAGAGUUAUGGGCCUUUAACUUUUUAUGAACAAAGUGUCACAUGCUAUGACCGUGUUGGCAAACCUAUGGAACGUAUGUCGGAAGUGGCACGCAGAACCAUCCUGUGAGGGAUGCGCGGCCUCGCUGGCUCCUUGUCUGCGUUCCUGUGCACAUACACGUGCCGAUCAUCUGGCCUUUGCGUGCGCAGGAUCGCCAAAACCUGGAAGAACAACGUUCCAUCGUGCAUGCGCAAGCUGGCACCCGAAUAUCCAGGUUUAUGUCACGCGCAUGCGCGAUGGUCAGCUGUUUGUUGGGCAUGCAUCCGUGCUGGAAACCAGAAGGUUGGGGUGCUGGCUUGUACAUGCAUGAUGGAACACUGCUUUUCCAGGUUUCAGUGCUCCCACACGUGCAAAGACAAGCAAGGUCAUGCGAUCCAGGCGGAUGGUUUUGCGUGCCAUUUGCGGCACGCAGGCCAGCAUGCAAUGACGUAAAAGGUUAGCCAUCAUUGUGCUAUGACAUGGAAAUCCAUUUAAAGAAAAAAGAUUUGACAGAAUGUAAAUUGUUAGGUACACUCAUUUUGAAUCUUAUUCCAAAUGAAUAGCUGAAAUUCUAGAUUCCAAAUCAUUUUGUCCUCUUUAGUAAUGUUUGCACUCAGGUAGACUGUCACUGUGGAAAACAUUUGAAUUAUAAUAUUGUUUUCAGCCAUGGUUAAUUCCAUUGAGAACAGAAGUCUUUUCGAUGUAUUGUAUUUAAGUUAUUUUCAGUGGCUUAAAUACACUUGAUUUUACAAUCUACAAAUGGUAGUCCUUGUCAGUAAAUGUCAAAUCAUACAGUAAAACUUUCAGUCUAUAUGAAUUAGAGAGAAGAAAUGCUUCUUAAUGGCAGGCUGGCUUCAGUGUUUUAGUUUUUACAAAACAAAUGUCAACAUACCAGAUUGGUUUCUGUAAAACGUUUUUGGUUCUAUAGCAACCUAAAUCAGGAUGCUAGUGAGUUUGUCUUAUCAAGGAUUGUUUCUCCCCUGGAUGAUAUAUUCUAUGGCAGGGGUCUCCAAACUGUGAGCCAUGGCCCACUACCCACUAUUCAUAAUUGGGCCGAGUGAGUGGUGGGCCAGUGCAUGCGUGCAGCCCAACUCAUACGAAUGGCAGGUGCAAGCACUCGCAGCCCCAAUCACAUGAGUGAUGGACACUGCCACUCACAGCCUCACUUGGACAAGUGUUGGACACUAGCGCUUGCAGCUCCACAUGCGUGAGCUCCACACAAAUGAAACUGUGUGUGCAUGCAUGCGCAUACCUCCCCUCACACCAUCCCCUCUUCCCUCCCUCCCCCAUGCUGAAAAGGUUGGGGAAUGCUGUUUUCUGGGGCUUCAUGGGCAAAGGAUGAAUCAUGUUCCUUUGUUAAACUAGGUAUGCAUACAGAAUAGGCAUAUAAGGAUAUUGUCAUCGGAGAGAUUUUUAUAGACUAUGCAGUUUCUUAUCUUGUACAAAUUUCUGAUAACAUAAAUAUUUACAUAAUGUCAGAGUUGACUACUAGCUUGAGAUCUCUAAAAAUGGUUGUCCAAAAACAUAGUUGAAUCAACUUGAUUUUUUUCCCAAAAUGCUCACAUUUGCCUAGUCAAAAUAUCUGUGAAGAAUUUUGGUGGCAGUCAGCCCAUUUGAUAAGGAAAAAAAAUGAAAAUGUACCAUAUAUUUGUUAUUUUUCUUCAAUUCUACCUUCUCAGAAUUCAGAGGUGUCCACAAGACUGAAUGUUUUCAUCAAAAUAAUGACAGCAUUGCACUAUUGUGUUGCAAACUUCAGUUCUUUUCACACAUGUGUGCUGUGUCAUGACAUGUGAACAUAAGAGGUGGAGCUUAUGGUAGAAUGCUGCUUUUAUCACAUGACCUCCUUCACAAAAGCUUUUGUUGCAAAGGUGCAUUGUGCGUUAAACUCCCAAAGUUACUGGUCAACAUGCCAGAAGAUCACCAAGUUGCAGAACUAUAGAGAGGGGAUUUUUCUCAUUUUCCUAUGCCAUUUUUAUUUUUAAAUCGCCAUCUCUUUUUUACUUUGCUAUAGAAAAAGCAUGAUGUGCAUAUCUAUUAUUAACUUUAUAGGUAAGAUUAUAUCCUAGCUGCAAACAGAUACUAUUUCUAAAAUCUUUUAAGUAAAAUCUUCCCUGCCCCAAAUAUAAAUAUUUAUAUUAAUGUUUACUUCCGUGUAAAAUCAUAACCUAAAAUCAUAACCUAAAAGCAAAGGGGCAUCCAGUAAGGACUAGAGUACCUCACUUAACCUGUGGUUAAGUUCCCAGUGGAAAUGUUGAGAUUUUCUUCAAAAUAAAGUAAUAAAUGGUAUCUAGGGUAAUUUUCAGAAAAACUCCAAAGUUUUCCUUUGUUGAAAGGGACAAAGAAAGAAUCUUGGAUCCAACCUGAUAACUCCACAGCUUUUCAAUAAUUUAUUACUAUAAGAAGAAAAUAUCUACUCCCAAACAUUUAUUUUGAUCAAUAAGGAAUCUCCCUAUUACUGUGGAACAGUUCCACUCUAGAAAACUAUAAUAUGCUAUGUUUAAAACAUAUAACAAGCUAAGAUCACAAUCUAAUGAAUGCUAUGUUUUGAUUUGCAUUAGCUCAUUAUGGUGUGAUAUUCUAAAUCUUAACCCACAUUUAAACAUAAAUACAUGAAAUUGUCUCAUAUUUGGUUUUUAAUGUGCUUUGUGCUAUUUUUUUUUUUAAUUUGAUUUAUAUGCCGCCCUUCUCCGAAGACUCAGGGCGGCUUACAAUGUGCUCAGCAAUAGCCUUCAUCCUUUUGUAUAUUUAUACAAAGUCAGCUUAUUGCCCCCACAACUGGGUCCUCAAUUUACCUACCUAUUCAGAGUGUAACAAUCCAUUUGGAUGACAAUCCCAGUGAUCAUUCAUCAAAACUCAAGAGCCAUAUUUUGAUUUCUAGAAGCUUAAUUUCUCAACAUCAAUGGAUAUCCCAUCCCCAGGAUUCCAGUUGUUUUUCUUUUUUCAUGUGUAAGUGUGCUCAUGUUAUAAUGGUUUCUAUUUUUAGUCACACCAGAGAAACAUAUUAUUUUAAGUUAUUAGAAUCUGAUACCUCAGGUUUCUUUUUGACAAAUAAAGUGAUCCCAAUCCUUCAAGUACUGGUAUAAGAUUUUAAGAAACAUCUGGCAGCAUCUUCAGCUUUAGCUUUCAUAAUGUUUACUAGGAGUGGUAAAUUGUACACUCAUUUAUUCUCUGUUGGGAGCUGUUUUCACUGACUACAAAACAUCUGAAUUUUUGACUAUGCAGCUUUAAUUCUGAUUGUUUAUGAUAUUCCAUGCUGUUCUAGUUUGUUUUCUGCUGUAGGUAUAGUAUCAAGUGGAGCAUUCUACAAAAUAUUAUUUCUCUUUUUAAAAAUAAUUAAUGUUUAAUUAUUGUUUAAUUUGCUUAAUGUGUGUCCUGCUCUAAAUGAUAAAUAUUUAAGCUGCUGUGGGUUUGAUGUUGCAAUUGAGUUCCAUAGUGUUUGUAAAUUGGGAAAGUGGAUAGUGAUGGACUCUACAGUGACUUAGCCAUUUUAAAAACAACAGCACUGUGCCAAAAUAUAGGUGUCAGAAUCAGACACUGAACGUUUGUGAUUUAUCUUUGUGUUAAUGUGCUGCAGUGGAAUUAAAAAGGCAAUGCAAAGUCAAAAGAAAAAUGGUUGAUUUGUGGAAGGAAAUCCAUCCAUGCAGCCCUAUAGACUACAAGAUGACCACAUUGUUGUUAGUGAAAUACUUUAUGAUAUGUAAUCUUAAAAUGUAGAUAUCAUAUUGAUAUGCCACAUAAAUUGUCAGUAACAUCAUUCUUAAGGUUUUUAAAACUUAAUGUUUUUCAGAUGGAGCCAAUAUUUUUUGUAGGAUUAGGCUUUUAUAAUCUAUAUCCUCUGCUGGAAAUUAGAAUCAAAACCUGUGAGACUCAUUCAGUUCUUGCUUUAUUAGAAAACAAGUGCAGUCCAUAGGAUUUUCAAAAAAGAUGAAUAAAAUGGGCAAGUCACUAUCAGCCAUUUGUGCCAGAACAAGUUUCUGCCUCAUUUUGAUAGUUAAGAAAAAUGUUGAUAAAGUUGUGCACUCAUUCAUGAUCUACUAAGAAAUAUUUCUUUGCUUGCCUUUUUGCAGCUUUGAAAUAGCAAGACAUACAUUAAUAGUGUAAUUUAUCAGAAAUUUCCUCAUGAUAUUAGGUUGAUAUGACCCUUAUGUAAAAUUUUAUAGAGACAUGAUAUCCUAGAUAGGAGAGAUUUAUUUUCAUCAAACAAAAAACAAGAACUAAUUUAAAAUAAAAUAGGCUUACUUUUUAAAACAUACAAACAUAAAUAUAGAUUACUACAAUUUUAAAAAAGAUUUGGCCUUUCACUAAGUUUUUACUGUGUUGUAUAAGUGCUAUCAAAUGCAGAGUCUGCCUUGCUUCUGUGUCUUAAUCCUCAUUUAACUAUGUUGCCUUCAGAAGCAGUAUUGUGCAGGUAAAAAGCUGUUCGUGACUAUCUGUUUUUCACAGUUUAACUUUAUAAAGCUAAUUGUUAUUUAUGCACAAGACAAUCAAAUGUAAAUCUACAUCCAGGUAGAUGGAAUUGAUGUAAAUUAUUGAGCACAAUGUAAAACAUUAAGACAUUUUUUAUUUUGCAACUGAAAUUAUGAAAGUGAGAAAUAAGAUCAUACCAUGGAUUGAAAAAACAUUUAAUUUUUUAAAUUAUUUUUUCCUUAUGUCAAUUAUUUUAGAAUUCCACAAAAUUAUGUUUUGUUUCUUUUCAUUUUAUUAAGAUGGAUGCUGCUGAGCUUUGGAUUAGCAUUGUUAUGGUUUGGAUUUCUUCAGACUGUUUGGAAGUAUACAGAUUUAUUAGAAAGGCUGAAGAUUCUGGGAUAAAAUUUAAGUGUUUUGUUUGUUUUGUUGGUUUUUUCCCCUUUCAAACAGUGUUAAAUAUAUGCUAGAUGAGUAAUAUUUUUUUCAGCCUAAAAACAAUAUUAAAUAUGUGAUCAUAAAUGUUUUAAACUACCUGAAGAGAAAUUUGUAUAUUUGGGAAAAGAAUAUAAUUUUUACAUAGCUUUUGUAUGCAGAUAUUAAUAUGCAAUUAUGACUAUAGUGAGCAUAGAUUAUUAUGUAAGCUUGAAUUCUAAAAACAAACAUCUUACAAUUGA